Molecule: messenger RNA, 2455 nt
Organism: Columba livia (rock pigeon)
Lineage: Eukaryota; Metazoa; Chordata; Aves; Columbiformes; Columbidae
Gene: IRF5
Product: interferon regulatory factor 5
Exons: 9
Coding region: 117-1562 (481 amino acids)
Biological process (GO): regulation of transcription by RNA polymerase II; immune system process
Cellular component (GO): nucleus
Molecular function (GO): RNA polymerase II cis-regulatory region sequence-specific DNA binding; protein binding; DNA-binding transcription factor activity, RNA polymerase II-specific
Source: RefSeq, a predicted model, not a curated record
GGACACGGGGGAACACGAGGGACACGGGCGGGGUCGGGGGGCGGGCCCAGGGCCGGGGGGCGGGGCCGGUCCCUCCCACGUGCGGAAGCGCCGCGCGGUGGCCCCGGAGCGCAGCCAUGGACCCCCCGCGGCGGGUGCGGCUGCGGCCGUGGCUGGUGGCCCAGGUGAGCAGCCAGCGCUACCCGGGGCUGCGCUGGCUGGACCCCGAGCGGCGCCGCUUCACCAUCCCCUGGCGCCACGCCACGCGCCACCCCCACGGGCCCCCCGAGCACGACACCAUCUUCAAGGCGUGGGCGCAGGAGACGGGGAAGUUCCGGGAGGGGGUGGACGCCCCCGACCCCCCCAAGUGGAAAGCCACCCUGCGCUGCGCCCUCAACAAGAGCCGCGAGUUCCGCCUGCUGUUCGACGGCACCAAGGCCACCCCGCUGCGCCCCUACAAGGUGUACGAGCUCUGCGAGGGACCCCCCGCGGCCCGUCUGUCCCCUGCAGAUGACGCGGAUGAGGAUGACUAUGGCUGCGAGGAGGAGGACGAUGACAACCAGCUCCAGGGAAUGAUGUCGCUGAGCAUCAAUGACCCCCAGCAUGGGGGGGACCUGCUGCCCCCCUACCCCUGGCCUGAGGAGGACCCCAACUUCGGCACUGGCUGCCCCCCGGGGCCCUUCGUGCCGCCCCCCCCGGCACUGCUCCCCGGGGACGUAGGGGGCACCCACGGGACCCCCGAGCUGCCCCCCGCCCCCCAGACCGGGCCCCCCUUGGGGCCCCCGACCGCCUGCCCCAUGGCCCCCCUGGAGCAUGGGACCCCCAACCUGCUCAUCAGCCCCCACAUGCUGCCGUUGACCGACCUGGAGAUCAAGUUCCAGUACCGGGGCCGCCAGGUGUGCGUCCUCACCAUCAGCAACCCCCACGGCUGCCGCCUGUUCCACAGCAGCCUGGAGCCCACGCAGGAGCAGGUGGAGCUGUUCGGGCCACUGACGCUGGAGCAGGUCCGCUUCCCGGCCCCCGACACCAUCCCCAACGAGAAGCAACGCUUCUACACCCACCAGCUGCUGGACGUGCUGGACCGGGGGCUGAUCCUGGAGCUGCAGGGCCAGGACCUCUAUGCCAUCCGGCUCUGCCAGUGCAAGGUCUUCUGGACCGGCCCCUGCGCCGGCCCCCCCACCGGCCCCAACCCCAUUGAGAGGGAGAAGAAGACCAAGCUCUUCAGCCUGGAGGGGUUUCUCAACGGCCUCAUCCUGUUCCAGAAGGGCCAGACCUCCACGCCGCCCCCUUUCGAGAUCUUCUUCUGCUUCGGCGAGGAGUGGCCUGACCAGAAGCCCAAGGAGAAAAAACUCAUCACGGUGCAGGUGGUGCCGGUGGCGGCGCGGCUGCUCCUGGAGAUGUUCUCGGGGGAGCUGUCCUGGUCGGCCGACAGCGUCCCCCUGCACAUCUCGCACCCCGACCUCAAGGACCGGCUGGUGGAGCAGUUCAAGGAGCUUCACCAGCUCUGGCAGCACCAGCAGCGGCUGCCGCCGGCCCCCCCGGCCCCCGACCCCCAAACCGGGGCCUGGGGGCUCCCCCCAUGACACCGGGGACACGCACGGCGUGGCCACCACGCGAGGGGACAACCCCGCUGCGUGCCCAUGGGUGACCCCGCUGGUCGCAUCGCUGUCCCCACCCCCUGGAGAUGCUGGAUUCACCUCCCCACCCCCCCACAGUUUUGGGGACAUGCACAGCGUGGCCACCACGCAAGGGGACAACCGCGGUUGGGUCACCCAUGGGUGUCCCCGCUGGUCCCAUCGCUGUCCCCACCCCCUGGAGAUGCUGGAUUCACCUCCCCACAGUUUUGGGGACAUCGGUGACAUGCACAGCGUGGCCACCACACAAGGGAAGAACCCUGGUUGGGUCACCCAUGGGUGGUCCCAUCGCUGUCCCCACCCCCUGGAGAUGCUGGAUUCACCUCCCCCCAGUUUUGGGGUGAAAGAGCAAGAAAAUGGAUCUGCACUGGAGUCUGAGCCCCUCCAGGGCUGGGGACAGUGGGGGGAGGGCUGGGGACAGGGCUGGGGACAGUGGGGACAGGGCCACCCAACACCAGACGUGACCCCAGAGAAGAACCAGCCCAGAAUUCGGCUUUUCAUUUGUUUUUUCCAUUUUUUUUGGUUGUUUUUUAUUGUUUUUCGCCACGACGGCUCCGCCCCCGCGGGAGCAGCUCCCGCCCGGGCCCCCCCGCUCCAGCCGGGCCCAAACCCAACCACAUAAACCCCAAAAUACUUCAAAGAAACCAAAAACUGAAACUUCCAAAAAAAGCAGCAAACCCAAAUAUAAUAUUUCUAUAUUGAAAGAGUCCGUCCCGCUGCGGCUCCUGGGGGCCCCGCGGGCAGGACGCGGGGAGGGGGACGGACCCCGCAGCCACCGGCUUUUCCUAAAUCUAUUUAAAACCCCCCGUUUUCUUUCCUGAAAUAACUUUUUAGUGUUUGUG